AUGAAAAUCUUGGGAAACAUUAUUUCACCUGCCUCCGACUCUCACAUGAAGCGAUUUCUUGCCCACAAAAUCCAAAGACCUGUGACAAGACACUUCUCCCCCUCCCCCAAGAUGUGGGUAUCAAUCAGGAACUUACGCUACAACGUAUUGAGGAACAAAAGAGAAGGGCCUGGGAUCGCAGAGAAUGCUCGCGGGAGUACAAGCCACCCAGAGAUACUAGAAGGGACCGACACGAACACGCUGGCUAUCGGAUCUCCCAGCCCACUGCAGACAGUGGAAGUCCACUAUGAAGAUAAUUUUAACCCAGCCCUAUUUGAACAAGACAGAGAAGAUGACUUGCCGCCUAGACAUAAACCAGGCUCAAACAGAGUACAAAUCUCCCCCAACCCGGUAGGAGUACUAGUUCAGAGCUCACCGCAUUCCCAGUCUCACCUGCCAUUAGCGCUUUGA
This is a messenger RNA of Arabis nemorensis, 450 nucleotides long. NCBI's taxonomy places the organism in Eukaryota, Viridiplantae, Streptophyta, Magnoliopsida, Brassicales, Brassicaceae. The record is from the annotation of a GenBank genome assembly.